This is a messenger RNA of Trematosphaeria pertusa, 2547 nucleotides long. Its product is annotated as beta-lactamase/transpeptidase-like protein. NCBI's taxonomy places the organism in Eukaryota, Fungi, Ascomycota, Dothideomycetes, Pleosporales, Trematosphaeriaceae. The transcript has 3 exons. Bases 1 to 2547 code for a protein of 848 amino acids. The record is from RefSeq and is a predicted model, not a curated record.
AUGGACAAUAAAGCGGAAUCUCGCAACACCACGCUUUCCGGUAGCAAACACUACUUGCUCGUCACUGCUAUUCUCGGGGCGUUCUUGAUGAAGGAAUUGGUGGCAGAAGGUGCAGCACAGCAUCCCGUCCGCUAUGAGGUCGUCGGCAGCAUGCGAAAUAUUACGGCCCAAGCUAUCGAGCCAUUAUCGCCAACCAUCAACGUAUUAGUCGCGAUCCCAGUGCGGUCUACCUAUUCGUGGAAGGUAGCAAUGAUCAAUGCGGUGAUGGGAGCCCUCGCGAUGUAUUACGUACUGGCUAAUGGCAGGCUGGACUAUAUCAAGUCGGCUUGUAUCGAGGCGCAGGAGCUCGAUAUUCCCAGCGAGCGAUUGGAAGACGAAUCCACCGUGUCGCGUCCAAGCGAUAACACGUUGGAGGACGAGGAAGUAGCCCGUGAAAGUGCCCGUGAAUCAGCGAUCGCGGCUGUGACACAAUCAGAAAGCGAUGAUUCGAAAAUCGUGAUCGCAGAAGCUACGCCGGAAACUGAGAUCGAAGAGCAGUUGGAAGAAGAGGCGGCAUCGUCUCUAGAGGGUGCGGGCGAGGAAAUACUAGAGCUGGAGGACCUUGAUCAGCUUGGGGAGUACCUAUACAGUCAGAGCGCCGACCCGACCCCAUCAGUGCGACCGGGCCUUUCCUUGCUGUACACAUCUGAGAAGCGACGGCGUUCUUCGGGUGGCAGCUUCGGCUACGCCCCUUGCGCUCCCGUCCCCGACAUUUCACUUCUGAUCUCUGGCCACCACACGGCACACCUUUCUCGCAGGCUUGCAGCUACGUCGGGGCUCAUAUUCAAAAGCUCAAUGGCGUCAGACCUGCGUCAUAUCCACAACAGUAUCCAUAGAGCUCGGAGUGUUAUUGAUGGGAUUCGGAAAAUAAGUGGCGCCCCAGGGCUCACUGUCGCCGUGAUUCAUCAUGGCAUUACCAUCCACGAAGACUACUUCGGUUAUCGAGAUGUUCACUCACAGCUACCCGUCAAUGGAAAUACAAUAUUCCAUGUUGCAUCGCUGACAAAGGCGAUCACGGCUGCUGCAGUGGGCAUAUUGGUUGAUCGCGGAGACCUGCGAUGGGAAACGCCAGUGGACGAGAUUCUGCCCUUCAACAAGACCACAUGUCCAGAGAAAUCCAAAUUGAGCGUUAUAGACUUUCUGAGCCACAGGACCGGCACCACUUGGGCAGACGCGCUUUAUCUACAAUCGAACAAUGCCAUCCUCCUACCGAAGGAGGAAAGUCUGCGAACAUUUGAGUACUUGCCUGUGGUCGCUUCGCCGAGAACGCGCUUCCUCUACAACAACCACGCAUACAACAUUCCGGGCCUUCUCAUCGAAGCAGUAUCCAAGCAAUCCUACGGAGAUUUCGUCAAACAAAGCAUAUUUCGUCCUUUAGGCAUGUCCAGGACCUACACACGCCAACCAGACGACACGAAUGUGGCGAUACCGUACAACAUAUUGAGAGAUGGAACACCAUUCAGAAUUCCAUUCUCAGAGGCAUCAGAUAGCACGAUGAUGUUCUCAGGGAUAUCCGUCCGAACAACGGUUUCCGAUCUCUUGCGACUGUAUCAUGCUUUUCUGGUUGCCCUUAGACCUCUAGUUCCUGGUGGGCUCUCUCUGAGCACCUCCAAAUCAAGGGGACUCGCGACGCUCAGUCAAAAGUUGAGCGAUGUUUUGUUUGGUCACGGAUGCUCAUCGUCGCUGAGGGACAUCACAUGCACCAUGAACGAGCCAACUGCAUGUCCUUCGGUGAUCAAGCAGACCGCUCAACUCUGCUGUCCCCGCAUUGCUCGAAACACCGAGAGCUUGUUUGAGCAGACACACUCGCUCGGUUGGAACCGGACUCAGCUCCCGGGAAAGCUCGACUUUGGCUGGAACUCUAGCAUGGUGAAAUCUAUGCCCCUGUUUGGUGGUAAAUUCCCGGGGAAACUCGCAAUCUGGCAUGGAGGAAAUAUGCCAGGCACUACAGCGGCUGUCAUACUGCUUCCAGAGACACAAACAGCUGUAAUCGUCUUGCAGAACUCUCUUGGCCUCUGCGAUGCAGCAGACCUCACCGCACAAUUGCUUGUUGACUGCAUAUUCGCUGGCAAGCCACAGAACGACUACGCUGCACUAGCCUCGGAGGCUGCAAUGAACGGGGCUGAGAGGAUGGAGAAAGUCGCGGCUCGACUUGAAGAGGAACGAGAGAGAGGCACAACACAUAGGCCGUUACACGAUUACGUUGGUAUGUAUGAGAACUCAAUCCAGAACUGGACGAUUGAGAUCGGAAUCGAUGUCGACUGUCAACUUUUUCUAAGAUUUCAGAAACGGACCGAUGAGCAGUACGUCUUGCGCCACUACCAUCACGACGUCUUCGUUUGGAACCUGACAUACGAUGAGAUGGUGAAACGAGCACAAUACUGUCGGCCUCAUGCAUUUUAUAGGAUACACUUCGAGGCGGCCGAUUGUGGAAGUGUCACUAGGCUGCGAUGGCAUCAUGAUCCGAACGUAGCAGAAGGGGAGGUUUUCACGAAGAGGAAUGCUUAA